UGUUGAUUGAUAAAAAAAUUGGACAAAUUAAACGUGUGCGGAUUUAUGUGUAUUUAUUGUUAUAAUGUAACCGACUGCAUGUGCCAGGAUAAUUAAAUCUGUAAUGCGAUGGGAACACUUGCGGUCUUUGGCAGUUGUCACAACGAAGGUUUCAAUUAAUCUUUUCGGUAUAUCUCUUUCUCUCAUAUGAAGUUUUCCAUUUACAAAAAAAACGUGGAACAUAGUAAACAUAGUUGUUAUAAAUUUUAAUACAGAUGUUACAUACUUCGCAAUCUUAUCAUCCAUGAUGGACAAAGCAAUGUUUGUUCUUUAGUAAACAAUGUAAUUGAAUCUCGGUUGAGGACUUCCACAUUGAAUUUGAAUAUAAGCUAAUAUCUUAAAAGUUGAGAAGUUCUAAUAGCGCCGAAAACGCUACACUAGCUUAAGAAAAAUAAUUGAUAAUAAAGAAAAAAAUUUCAAAUAAAUACAAUACUGUUUGUAUAAGGAAGUUCACCGUAUUAUUAAAUAUCAAUCACCUGUGUUUCCCCAUCUUUGUGCUAAACGAGUAAUUUAAUGCAUUCAUCCAGUCAAAAUGCUCGAGAUGGGUUAGCCGAUUUCAUGAGCAUAACAUUACGUAUUGCUUUUCCUUAUAUACUUUUACAACCAAAAUUAUGAGCAAACAUUUAGCAAAAAAAGUCGAAAAUCGAAAAUGAAACUUAAUUAACGCCGUACAUAACGCAAUGGAAAUUGCCGGGUUUAGUUUCUUCUUGGAUGUAUUCAUCCAUUCGCUAAGUUAAUGAAAACAUUGCUAACAUAUGUACAUAAUUGCAGUUCUAUAUAGAAACAAUAAACUCAUAGACAUUUAUUAAAAAAUCGUGUUCUAAAUGAUCGAGCUCACUCUUUCGUUCACCUUCUUUGACAGCUGUAUACUGACGCAUUCUAUGCGUUGUAUUAUUUUAAGAAUACCUAGAAAAAAAUGUCACAUUUUAGUGGAGCAUUGCAAUUAACUAAUUUGGAUGAUUUCAUAACACCAUCUCAAGAAUGCAUUAAGCCUGUAAUCAUAGAGAAAAGUAAGUCUAAAACUGGAGCAAAGAUAUCUAUACAGGAUGACGGCUAUUAUGAAGAGACCGAGGAUGGCAGCCGGAAACUGCAAAAAGUUGAAAUCACUUUGCAAGAUUGUUUAGCUUGUUCAGGUUGCAUUACUUCUGCUGAAGGUGUGUUAAUCACUCAACAAAGUCAAGAGGAGCUGCUGAAAGUUUUAAAUGAAAAUCAAUCACUUAAGACCAAUGACAAAUCCUCAGAUCAAGCUCGUGUGGUCGUGUUUACAAUAUCGCAACAACCAGUGUUAAGUCUUGCGCAAAGAUAUGGCUUAACAGUUGAAAACACUAUCAAACAUCUGUGUGGUUAUUUACGGCACUUGGGAGGAGAUAUUAUAUUAAAUACGAAAAUAGCUGAUGAUUUAGCUUUGUUCGAAUGUCGUCAAGAAUUUAUAGAACGCUUUCGUAGUAAAUCUCAAGAGCAACCAUUGCCUAUGUUAACGUCUUCCUGUCCGGGUUGGGUUUGCUAUGCCGAAAAGACGCAUGGAAACUUCAUUCUGCCCUAUCUGUCAACUACGCGGUCUCCGCAACAGAUUAUGGGGGUAUUGGUAAAGCAGUGGCUAGCAAAAAAUUUAAAAGUGAAAGCAGAACAGAUCUAUCAUGUUACGGUUAUGCCGUGUUACGACAAAAAAUUGGAAGCCUCUCGCAACGAUUUCUUUAAUGAAGCAGAAAAUUCUAAAGACGUGGAUUGUGUUAUAACAUCGAUUGAAAUUGAACAAAUGCUCGGUUCAGAGGCUUUAGAAAAGUAUCCCGCUUCGAAAUUUGAUAAUGUCUUCGGCAUCGUUGAUGGCAACGGGCCUGCUGACACCAUAUGGGGUUAUGAGUCGAGCACAUCAGGCGGCUACUCCGAGCAUAUUUUCAAAUAUUCCGCAAAACAUUUGUUUGAUAUGGACGUGGCUACGUUAGAAUAUAAAAACUUAAGGAAUCCGGACUUCCGUGAAGUCGUUUUAGAAAAGGAUGGAAAAUGCUUGUUAAAAUUUGCUAUAGCGAACGGUUUUCGAAAUAUACAAAACUUGGUGCAAAAGCUAAAGCGAGGAAAAACACAGUACCACUUUGUCGAAGUAAUGGCCUGCCCGUCAGGUUGCAUAAACGGUGGCGCUCAAAUACGGCCUGUUUCGGGCCAAACAGCACGUGAACUCACUUCCCAGCUGGAACAUUUGUAUAGGCAACUGCCACAAUCAAGUCCUGACAAUUUUACCAACGAAUCAAUGUAUAACGGUUUCUUUGAUGGUCUUCAUACGGAAAAGGCAAAAAUGUUAUUACAUACCACUUAUCAUGCCGUAGAGAAGUUAAAUACCGCUUUAAAUAUUAAGUGGUAACUUAAAAAUUACAAAUAAAUUUCAUUGUAAAUAUAAAA
This is a messenger RNA of Glossina fuscipes, 2433 nucleotides long. Its product is annotated as probable cytosolic Fe-S cluster assembly factor GH10760. Gene Ontology annotation, biological process: iron-sulfur cluster assembly. The transcript has 7 exons. NCBI's taxonomy places the organism in Eukaryota, Metazoa, Arthropoda, Insecta, Diptera, Glossinidae. The record is from RefSeq and is a predicted model, not a curated record. Bases 956 to 2395 code for a protein of 479 amino acids. Gene Ontology annotation, molecular function: 4 iron, 4 sulfur cluster binding. Gene Ontology annotation, cellular component: cytosolic [4Fe-4S] assembly targeting complex.